Phialemonium atrogriseum is the source of this 1189-nucleotide messenger RNA. RefSeq names its product putative gmp synthase. The record is from RefSeq and is a predicted model, not a curated record. The transcript has 2 exons. Lineage: Eukaryota; Fungi; Ascomycota; Sordariomycetes; Cephalothecales; Cephalothecaceae. The coding region runs from base 192 to 971 and encodes 259 amino acids. Gene Ontology annotation, cellular component: cytosol; nucleus.
GUAUCCAUGCCCGAUUGCGGGGCGAAUCGAUGGAGCUCUCAAGUCACGAUCUCCUCUGUCAGUCCUCCGCCAGCUUCAAUCCCGACUGACGAGAACCCUCAGCCGCCACUUCAAGCUCCGUCUUCAACAUACCGAACCCUCCGACCCCAGUCCCGACUGAAACCGAGACCAAGCCAACCAGCCCCCCCACCAUGGGAUCCCCAACCACGAAACCCCCCGUCCGCCUCGCCAUCCUCGAAGCCGACACCCCCCUCCCCGGCACAGCAGCCGCCUACCAGACCUACGGCAACGUCUUCACCUCCCUCUUCGCGCGCGCCCUCUCCCCAACAACAACGCCCGUGUCCUCAGUGCUCUCGAUCCGCGCCUACAACGUCGUGACGUCGGCGCCGGCGGCGGCAGCCACGUACCCGGACCUCGACGACCUCGACGCCGUCCUGGUGACGGGCUCGCGCCACUCCGCCUUCGCCGACGACCCGUGGAUCGUCGCGCUGGUCGAGUUCGUGCGCGCGGCCCUCGCCACGGGGGGCCGGGUGCGCGUCGUGGGCGUCUGCUUUGGGCACCAGAUCGUCGGGCGGGCGCUCGGGGUUCCGGUUGCGAGGGGGAGGAAUGGGUGGGAGGUUAGCGUGACGGAGGUUAGGUUGAGUGAAAGGGGGAGGGAGGUUUUUGGGGGGAGGGAGACGCUGAAAAUCCACCAGAUGCACCGCGAUGAGGUCUUCUCGUAUCCGGCUGGCGCGGAACCGCUUGCCGAGACGGACGUCUGCCCCGUGCAGGGCAUGCUGAUCCCCGGCAAGGCGAUCACGGUUCAGGGGCACCCCGAGUUUACCGAAGGGAUCGUUCGCGAGAUCCUGGAGUCGAGACACGACGUGGGCAUUAUCUCCGACGAGAUAUAUAAGAGUGGCAUCGAGCGCGUUGCGGAUGAGCACGACGGGGUUGCAAUAGCCCAAGCAUUCUUGAGGUUCUUGAGGGAUUGAGACUUCAUCAUCUUUGGGCAGCCUGGGGCGCGCCCUUCUAGGUUCCUGGGAUUUUCGAUGGGCAGCCUGCUGGUCCUGCUGGUAAUCUGCUUCGAUGUACUCGAGCGCUAUAUAGAUCGCGUUGCUAUAUAAAGCAUGACAGUUAUAUAAUCCGACCCCUUAUUUCCAAUAUGUACAGUACAAUAAUCCAUAUUCUUCGCUACACCCGGGUAUGCCCA